GCGGUUGUCAUUGGAAUUGACGGGUAUUCAUACUACCCAUUGCGUGGUUGCGUGGCGGACACCUUAGCAGUAAAACAUUACCUUGAAGAAGACCUCCUCAUGCCAAAGGAGCGAAUCCAAAGUCUUCUUGGACCGGCGGACCGGAGUGACAAAUCGAAUGACACAUCCUCCUUCCCUUCCCGGGCAAACAUUCUAGCUGUCCUUCUCAGUCUCAUCACCAACCCAAACAUCGAGCACGGCGAUCCUAUCAUCAUCUUUUUCGCCAGACAUGGUUCUCGCUACCCGUUGUCAGAUGACGACGAUGAGCCUGAUUUUUUUGACGAGGUCCCUGAUGAUGAACGCUCUCGCAAAUUUGUUGAGGCGCUCUGUCCCAUGGACCGAAACACCCUCGACAGUAGUGGCACAUUUGUCCCUGAUAUCACUGACUGUGAGAUUAAUACUAUCCUCUCCCAAAUCUCUCAUACUAAAGGGCAUCGGAUCACUUUUAUCCUGGAUUGCUGUCACGCAGGCAGUGUCACUCGA
Messenger RNA from Desarmillaria tabescens, 522 nucleotides. RefSeq lists its product as uncharacterized. Gene Ontology annotation, biological process: proteolysis. The transcript has a single exon. The annotation marks the transcript as partial. NCBI's taxonomy places the organism in Eukaryota, Fungi, Basidiomycota, Agaricomycetes, Agaricales, Physalacriaceae. The record is from RefSeq and is a predicted model, not a curated record. Gene Ontology annotation, molecular function: cysteine-type endopeptidase activity.